AUGGAAUUUUUGUCAGUAAAUGAAUAAUCAAAAUAUGAUGCUCAUCAACAAUACCAACGAUAACCUGAUUAUUAGGAAGAUAAUUAAGGUGCUAUUUAACUGCAUAAAGGAUAAUUUAAGAUUAAAUUAAAGUAAGAUUUUUAUGUAAUAGAGUUCCUCCAAAAAAUAAAUGUUGUAACCUUUAUAAGAAAUUCAUCAAAUAAAUGCUUAAACCGAUAGGCAAUUAUAUUGUCGAUCCAAUAAUCUAAGUCAAAAAGGAACUCAUCUAAAAACUGAUAAUCACUUAGACAUAUUAAAAUCUACUUCUAUUCAAAGAAUAUUGAGUAAAAGGGAAGUCAAACCUAGAAUGACAAAGUAGUUGAAUGAGGCGUAGAACAAAUAAAAAGAACUUGAGCUCCUUUAAUUGAUGAUAAAGAAACAUAAAGAAAAUGUUUAAUAGUAUUUUCCAAAGAAGAAUAGAUACUUAAGAUGA
Molecule: messenger RNA, 472 nt
Organism: Paramecium octaurelia
Lineage: Eukaryota; Ciliophora; Oligohymenophorea; Peniculida; Parameciidae
Source: the annotation of a GenBank genome assembly